Molecule: messenger RNA, 4687 nt
Organism: Oncorhynchus mykiss (rainbow trout)
Lineage: Eukaryota; Metazoa; Chordata; Actinopteri; Salmoniformes; Salmonidae
Gene: dbn1
Product: drebrin 1
Biological process (GO): neuron projection morphogenesis; postsynaptic actin cytoskeleton organization; positive regulation of axon extension
Cellular component (GO): actin filament; postsynaptic membrane; dendrite
Molecular function (GO): actin filament binding
Source: RefSeq, a predicted model, not a curated record
UUGUGGGGCUGUAGCGCUGCACUGUCUUUGUUCCUCCACUCAGAAUCUCUCCCCCUCUCACUUUCUACUCCGCAGUGUCUCUCUCCCUCUCAUUCUCUAUACUCUCCUUUACUUCCAUUACAGUAUUACACCGGUCUGGAUGAUUGCAGAGACAGCAACAUGGCUGUGAAUCUCGGCAAGAACAGACUGGCCCUUCUAACAGCCUACCAGGAUGUUAUCAACGAGACCUCGUCCACUGACUGGGCCUUGUUCUCAUAUGAGGGCAACAGCAAUGAUUUGACUCUGGCAUCAUCAGGAGCUGGAGGUCUACCAGAGAUCACAGUGACCUUCGAUAAUGGCAGGGUCAUGUACGGCUUCUGCAGCCUGAAGGAGCCCACGGCCGCACUGCCACGCUAUGUCCUCAUCAACUGGGUUGGUGAGGAUGUGCCUGAUGCCAGGAAGUGUCAGUGUGCCAGCCAUGUGGCUAACAUUGCAGAGUUUUUCCAGGUCAGUCUCACUGAGGGAGUCAACGUGAUCAUCAACGCCAGCACCAUGGAGGACAUCGAACCAUCUGCCAUUGGACAGAGACUGACAAAUGGGAUGGCUUCGGUAGCCAGCCCCGUCCUCAGCCGGCUGAGAACCAGAGAGGAGGAGAAUGGAGAGGAUGGAGUGGGCACCGUGUACACCAAAACCAACGCAGAGAUUGAGAUGAAGAAGAUCAAUAGAGAGGAAUUCUGGGAACAAGCCAAGCGUGAGGAAGAGUUGAGAAAGGAGGAGGAGAGGAAGAAGGUUGCGGAGGAGAGGCAACGCUUCGAGGAGGAGAGGAUGGAGCUGGAAAGGAAAGAGCAGGAGGAUAGAGAGAAGAGGUACCGCGAGAGGGAGAGGCAGAUCGAGGAACACAGAAAGAAGAUACAGGAGGAAGAGGAGGCCAAAGAGAGGACACGGAACCAGCCCCUCGUAACAGCAGAACCUAGCUAUGAGGACCUGGAGAAGGAGAAGGAGUCUGAAGUGGAGGAGGCGAAAGCCCUCAUUGCCCAGCGGGCGGACAACCCCAGGGAGUUCUUUAAGCAGAAGGAGAAGGCUGUGGCUACUGGUUUGGACAUCUCCCCUGUCUCUAGCCACAGGACCGGCCGUUUGGACAGCCCGUUACCAGGCCGUUUGGACAGCCCGUUUUUGAAGCAGCAGCACAGUCCCAGCGAGCCCAGUCCGCCCCCCCUCCGCACCCCACCUCACGCGAGGCUGCAGCCCACUGCACCCGAUGGCGAUGAUGAAGGGAGCUUAGAUCACAGUAUGGGAACGUCCUCAACGCCAAUCCCCAAAAUAGUCACCACACCCAUCCAGGAGGCGGAGGAUGACAGCCGGAAUGAGUGGGGUGAGCCCAAGCAACAGCCAGGCCCGGUCCAGGACUCCACCCCCACCAAGCCCAUUCAGAGCGUGGCACCCCAGACCCGCACAGACUCCAAACCCCCAUCCUCAACCCCGGACGACUAUGACCCCUUCUCAGGCUUCAGGCCUCUGCCUGCCCCCACCACCGCAGACCCCCUGGUGGAGCUAUGGGACAGCAGCCCUGCCACCGGCAUCGCCCCCUCUCAGGCCUCACACCCUGGAGGGCAAGCCCAGCCCCUGCUGAGCUUUGACGAGAUGGGGGAUGUACCAUUCUGCCCGGGGGGUCCCGAGGGGGUCGAGGAAGAGCCCUCCAGCCUAGUGGAUGUGGCCGGGACCCACGAUAUGACCCUGAGCUACCAGCAAGCACUGCAGCAUGCUUCAGAUGAUACUCAGCUGAUGACCAACGGGGAGACCCUGCUCAAAGAAGGGACUCAGGCGAACAAGGGUUACUUCAGCCAAUCGCAGGAGGAGGAGAAAUGCUCUGCUAAAAUGACCCCAACGUCAGUGUUUUAUAACAAGCCACCAGAGAUCGACAUCACAUGCUGGGACACAGACCCUGUAAUGGAAGACAGCGACUAGACCAUGGCGAAGUAGUCCGGUCAGGCGGUGGGAAGCAGAAACAACGCAUCAUCAACAACGAAACAGACUUUUUUUAAAGUAAUAAUAACAACAAGUCUUGCAUAAAAAAAAUUGUAAAAUGUUCUAGAAGGGGAAAAAAACUGAUGUUAGCCACAGAAAAGGUUUUUGAGUUAUUGUUAAAGAUGCUAAUGGUUUAAUAAUGAGCUCUUGGUUUUGUGUUUUUUUUUCUUUCUUUGAUUUCUCCUUUCUUUUGCUAUGCGGAGUAAAUAGUGGGGAGUGGGGGAAUACUUUCUUCAGAAUGUAUGUGUCUUCUACAGCAGACUAAACACCCUGUACCAGACAGGUAGCCUAUUGGAAUGUAUAGCAACCCUCCCCCUCCAUUCUCCCUUGUUCUGGGUAGCUACAGUAGUUGGGGAUAAAAGUGGGAGUGGUGCCUGGUGGGAAGGAGGGAGGGUGGGAUCAGAGAGGAGUGGUGCCUGUUGGGAAGGAGGGAGAGUGGGAUGAGAGAGGAGUGGUGCCUGGUGGCAAGGAGGGAGAGUGGGAUCAGAGAGGAGUGGUGCCUGUUGGGAAGGAGGGAGAGUGGGAUCAGAGAGGAGUGGUGCCUGGUGGCAAGGAGGGAGAGUGGGAUCAGAGAGGAGUGGUGCCUGGUGGCAAGGAGGGAGAGUGGGAUCAGAGAGGAGUGGUGCCUGGUGGGAAGGAGGGAGAGUGGGAUCAGAGAGGAGUGGUGCCUGGUGGGAAGGAGGGAGAGUGGGAUCAGAGAGGAGUGGUGCCUGGUGGCAAGGAGGGAGAGUGGGAUCAGAGAGGAGUGGUGCCUGGUGGCAAGGAGGGAGAGUGGGAUCAGAGAGGAGUGGUGCCUGGUGGGAAGGAGGGAGAGUGGGAUCAGAGAGGAGUGGUGCCUGGUGGGAAGGAGGGAGAGUGGGAUCAGAGAGGAGUGGUGCCUGGUGGGAAGGAGGGAGAGUGGGAUCAGAGAGGAGUGGUGCCUGGUGGGAAGGAGGGAGAGUGGGAUCAGAGAGGAGUGGUGCCUGGUGGGAAGGAGGGAGAGUGGGAUCAGAGAGGAGUGGUGCCUAGUGUAAUCCUGUAGUCUUUGAUGUUUCAGUUUGUCCAUGGGGCAAUGGGGAGGGGGCAGAUGAAGGCGUGGCGGACAUCAGACUACAGGCUGGGAUAGCAGUACCGUUGUACUACCCCAUAGUAAGACCCUGAUACACACAAGGGAGGUAUAACGAAAUACUUGUUUUGUGCUGUACCAAGUCACUUUGAAACGGAAUAUCUAUUGUAGUUUGUUAUCGUUGUGUUGGUUGGCAUCUCUCCCAGCAGAAAAUCUGACAUGGGGAAAAUAAGUAUGAUUUUUCUACCUAUUAGAAGUGUUCUAUAAAUUGACAUUCAGGAUCUUUGAAUCAUGGCAAUAGCGGUAGUCUCUUGUUUUGUCUUCAGUGUUAACUAGGCAAUGACUGUAUCUAGAGCACUCAGAUGGGAAUGAAGACGUUCGUCACACAUUGUGGCACUAUGAACGGAACAGUGUCUUGUGCUAAGGUGGUUCUAGAGCUGCUACAGUAGUCUCUGCUUUGUAACACUACACCUUCUUUGCAGUAGAUGACACAAAUGCACCCUUUUGCUUUCCAUGUGUAUUUAUUUUCCUCGUCCUUCUUUUAAAAUGAUGUCGUUCACAUGCACGUCCCUAGAUGGCCUCAGCACCGUUUUGUGUACUAUUGUAAUUCUACUGUUGGACUACCUCUGUGUUAUUUUUGCACAGAUCUCAUUCUCUCACCCAGUUAUCUCGGUUCUGAUUUCACUGUUAACAGUCUAAAUGAGAACCAUUCCGGUGGAUUAGUUUUGCCAGGAGCCCUUCUAAAUGCUUUUGAUCAUCAAGCCUGGUUUUAAACGGUAUUAUUGCUGUAAUGUUUAGAAACAGGUUCUAGCUUCUUUAUGUAACCCUCUCCACAUGGCUUAUAGACCAGUCUUCCUUUAUUUCAUCUACAGGAGGUUUCUUAUUAUUACUGUUCACGGUUAUAGUUUCAUUCCUGAGAUGCCACUCCUUAGAUCUGAUUCUAUAUCAAUCCAGGCAGUCUUACCCAUAGAUAUAGAACAGUUCUAUAGCAGGUAUAUGUUGUUAUAGCUAUGUGCUCUUACCACAGAAUUCUGAGUGGGAACCAACAAGCAAUAAGAAAAUAAACCAAUCUAGUAUUUUGUCCUGUAAAUAGCGUUUGUUUUUUAGAAAUACACAACUACAACUAAUGAACGUCUAACACUUUGUCAUUGUGGCCCUUAUGAUUAUGGCACUUUGAAUUUAGGCUUGUUGUGGGAUUGAAUGAGAUGUUUAAAUAAAGUUUCUUUGAAGCGAAAUAUGAAAUGUGAUUCCAUAUCCCUACCAGCCUUUUUCUGUAUAUGAGAAUCAAAUCAUGCUUAGUAAGAGCCGACCAACCCGCAUCUUUAGCAGUAACUGACACCCUUUCUACAUGAUUUCAAUAUAUACUUCUUCACCCUGAUAACCUCCUGGGUAGUAAUUAUUAUUCUCUCCCGAUCACACUACUAGGAGACUACUACUACUCUACUACUACUACCACUCUUUGCCCCAAAGCAAGGCUUAGCUGUUCCUUGUCUUAUCUCUCUCUUUUCAUUUAAAACAUAUUUUAUUUAUCUUCCCUCUUUUCCAUCCGCUUCUCACACGCUCUGUUUUUUAAAUAAGCACAAGAUCUUUUGUGACAUGCUAAGUGCUGAUGUAUGUUAAUAAAAGACUUAAAAACCU